Messenger RNA from Colletotrichum truncatum, 2013 nucleotides. RefSeq names its product methylenetetrahydrofolate reductase. Gene Ontology annotation, biological process: tetrahydrofolate interconversion. Gene Ontology annotation, cellular component: cytosol. NCBI's taxonomy places the organism in Eukaryota, Fungi, Ascomycota, Sordariomycetes, Glomerellales, Glomerellaceae. The record is from RefSeq and is a predicted model, not a curated record. Gene Ontology annotation, molecular function: methylenetetrahydrofolate reductase [NAD(P)H] activity; FAD binding.
AUGGACAAGAUCACGGAUAAGAUCGCCGCUUUGCCGGCAGACGCCAACUACUUCUCCCUGGAGUUCUUCCCCCCCAAGACCGCAAUGGGUUUCUCCAACCUUCGCGAUCGUCUGGACAGAAUGGAAAGGGCUUUGAGGCCACUUUUCGUCAACGUGACUUGGGGAGCUGGUGGAUCAACCUCGCAAAAGUCCUUGGAAUUGGCAGAGAUAUGUCAGAGGGAGCUGGGCCUUACAACUUGUCUCCACUUGACAUGUACGAACAUGAGCCGCCGCCUCAUUGAUAAGGCUCUGGAAGAUGCGAAAGCGCUCGGUAUCCGUAAUAUCUUGGCCCUGAGAGGCGACCCGCCGCGCAAAGACGAGUAUCGUGGCGCUGAUGACUCCGACGUUGACGACGUCGACGACUUCGUCUGGGCCAUUGACUUGGUCAAGUAUAUCAGAAAGAAGUAUGGCGAUUAUUUCUGCAUAGGAGUUGCCGCCUACCCCGAGGGACACGCAGAUGAGAGUCACCCUCUGGGCCAGAGCUUCGAGCACGACCUCCCCUACUUGGUCGACAAGGUCCAGGCCGGUGCAGACUUCAUCAUGACCCAGCUCUUUUUCGACAUCAAGGCCUAUGACAACUUUGAAAAGGUUUUGAGGGAACACCCCAGUGGCGCCUUCAAGACGAUCCCUCUCCUCCCGGGCCUGAUGCCUAUCCAGAGCUACCAGAUGAUCAAGCGCACGACCAAGCUCAGUCAUGCCAAGAUCCCCGAUGCUCUUAUGGCCAGACUGGACGCUGCCAAGGGCGAUGACGAGAGAGUCAAACGCGUCGGUGUCGACAUUGUCAGCGAGCUCGUGGAGCAGGUCAAGGAGGUGAAGAGCAGGACGCCUGGCCCCAAGGGUUUCCACUUCUACACCCUCAACCUCGAAAAGGCUGUCUCCUUCAUCCUGGAAAGGACAGGUCUCAUCCCAGACCCCGAAGAAGAUGAUAAUGAGGAGGCCGUAAUUGACGACGGCACCGUUCCUACAGUCCAGCUCAACGGCCUGGCUCAUGUCCCCAGCGUGCCCCGUACCUUCUCUGGCCGUCGCCAGUCUUCUAUUGGCUCAGACCCCCACAACCGCGUCAUUGUCUCCUCGGCCUCAAACCCCGCUUACGAGACCACGGCUGCCAGUCUUUCCGCGGAACCCGUCAACACUCGGGCUAAUACGCUGGCCAUCUCCGAAGGUGAGGGCGUGCUGGGCCGUGAGGCGACGUGGGACGACUUCCCCAACGGUCGAUGGGGUGACGCCCGUUCCCCUGCCUACGGUGAGAUUGACGGUUACGGCGUCAGUCUGCACAUGUCUGUCACCCAGGCCGUCAGCCUCUGGGGCACACCCAAGACGGUUCAGGACAUCAACAAUCUUUUCAUCCGACACAUCAAGGGCCAGCUCAGCGCCAUCCCGUGGAGUGAAGAGGAGCUCCUGCCCGAGUCCAACAUCAUCCAACAGGAGCUGCUCGAGCUCAACUCGCGAGGCUGGUGGACUGUUGCCUCUCAACCCGCGGUCAACGGCAUCCCCUCGCGCGACCCGACGUUCGGUUGGGGCCCGCAGCAUGGCUUCGUCUUCCAAAAGUCGUUCGUCGAGUUCUUCCUCCCCUCAGCGGACUGGACCGGCUUGGUCGCGCGCCUGAACGAGGUCAAGGACAACACCAUUUGCUUCUACGCCGCCAAUGCCGCGGGCGACUUCGUGUCAUCGGACGCCAGCGGCGGUCUGGUCCUGGAAGGUACCGAGUCGAGCACUAACGCCGUUACGUGGGGCGUCUUCCCCGGCAAGGAGAUUAUUACGCCCACCAUCAUCGAAGAGGUGAGCUUCCGUGCUUGGGCUGAAGAAGCUUUCAAGAUCUGGGGUGAGUGGGCCAAGGUCUACGGCAAGGGCAGCGAGAGCGAGGCACUUCUGGAGAGAGUACAGUCCGAGUACUGGCUUGUGAACAUCAUCCACCACGACUACGUCGAGAGGGAUGCUCUGUGGAAGUUGCUCAGGGGUGAAAAGGAGAAUUAG